CUCCGGGCGUCUGCGAGCUCGCGGGGGGGCGAAGUCCGGCCCCGUCCCCACCCAGCUUCGCGGCGCGCGUCGGCCGUGCCGCCCCCGGGCAGCGUGCAGGGGCCAGGGGCCGCGGCGGGCAAUGGCCGCGGGCUGGGCGCCCCGGGGGCAGGACCCCGAGAAGAUGAAGGCGAUGCUCGAGGUAUACCGCGCAGAGGCCGACGUGCUGAAAGAGCGCCUGGCGGACGGCCACCGCGAGGUCGCGAGCCUGCGCUCCAGGCUGCGCGACGCGGAGGGCGAGCUGCUGGUGGCGCACCAGGCCACCAACACGGCCACCGAGCGCCUCGGGCUCCACGCCCAGCGCCACGGGCUGGUGCUGGCCGCGGGCGUGGAGCGCAUCGGGGCGGAGCGCGCCACCCUCGAGGACGAGCUCCAGCGCAUGGAGCAGGUGCUCUCCGAGCGCGACCAGGACAUCGCCCGCCUCCGCAAGGAGGCCCGCGCGCUCGAGGCCAAGCACUUCCACAGCGAGAUGGAGCUCCAGGGCCUCCAGGCGGCCAGGGCCGCGGCCGGAGGGCCCUCGGCCUACCAGAUGAGCGACCCCCGCAGCAGCCGACCUCAUGGAGCAGUUCAGCCUCCGGGCCGCCGCGGUGGGGCCCUCCUCCCGCGAGGCCGCCCGCUGCGGGGACGCCAAGGCCAGCCUCGCUGCGAAGCAGGAGGCCCUGGAGGCGCUCCGGCAGCGCGCGGAGGCGGCGGCCGCGGAGGCGCAGCGCCAGGAGGAGGAGAGGAAGCGGCCAUCGCGGCGAGGGUCGCGGAGGCCGAGCGCAGCCUGCGUGAGAAGCACGCGGCGAUGGAGGCGCAAGACAAGGAUCGAGGAGGGUUCCUGAAGGAGCAGGAGCUCCUGCGCGAGCACAACGAGAAGCUGCGGCAGGCCCUGCAGCUGGAGCAGCAUGACUCCGUCAGCAUCGACCAGCGCGCGGUGCUGCACCAGCAGUGCGGCACCGAGGCGGAAGGCGUGCGCAACGAGGUCCAGAACAUCCUGGCCACCAUGCCGCAGCUUGCGGAAACCCUGGCUGCUCGCGGAAAAUACGUGCACAGCGCCGAGGUGCCAGACGAUCCGGUGGAUGUUGCCAUGCAUGCUUACCUGCGCGGCCUCGGGCCUGCGGGGACCCGACCGCCGGCCGUCGUGUGCCGCCUGGGUCCCGGGGAUUACGUGGUGGACAAGGAGCGCAUGGCGGUGAGCGUGGAGCAGGGCCAGCUGCUCAUGCGCAGCGCCUCCUCCAGCGGGGCCGUCGCCGUCAGCGGGGCCGUCGCCGCCAGCGAGCCCGCCCAGGCCACCCCCGCCGCCACCGUCACCGUUGCCGCCGAGCCCGCCAAGGCGGCCCCCCCCGCCGCGGUGAGGCCCAUGCGCCAGCGCUCCAGCAUCUGCUGAUGAGGAGGAGGAGGAGGAGGAGCGCCGCGACCCGCGGGCCCAGCCGCGCCUUCCCCCCGCGCACCCGCGCGGCAGUCGCCGGCCCGCCCGCCCGCCCGCCGCCCCGCUCGGUCCGAGCAAAGCCCUCGGAGCGGGCCGGCGCGAAGGCCGCCCCGCCCUCGGCAGAUGCCGUGGGCGCGCGCGAGGAGGAGGUGCUCGCCACGAACCGUCGGCGCGGCGCGCGCGCGAUGUGGACACCACCUGCACGGACGCGGCGGGGCCCGUGCCGACCGUCGAGA
Molecule: messenger RNA, 1686 nt
Organism: Prorocentrum cordatum
Lineage: Eukaryota; Dinophyceae; Prorocentrales; Prorocentraceae
Source: the annotation of a GenBank genome assembly